CUCGAAACCGUGAAAGAUUUCCCGGCAAACGACUCCCCACGAAGCCGAAGCCCUCCAAUAAAGUGUUGCCACGGAAAACAUCACCGUCCGAUCUUCCAAUCCCCUUCUUACUAAAAAGCCCCGUUCCGUCUCCCCGAAGUACACCCAUCGCAAAACCAGUCUUCCGCCUUACGGAGAGCUCAGAGGUUUUCCAAGUCCCCUCGAGGGUUUCUAUUCCGCCAUGGCUUCCCCCGACCAAGCUUCCGCCUUGGAGCCCGCCGAGGAAGGGCAAACCCUAGCGCCGGAUACCGUCGCUCCCGAGGCUGAGAAAAGCCUAACUGCGGAGGAGCAGGGGAAUGGCCCGAGCCUCAAAGGCAAUGGCGAUUCCUCGAGCGGCGGAGGAGCUGGGUUUUCCGGCCCGGAAGAGGAGAGUUCCAAGAAUUCCCUAGCCCGUGCGGAUGAGUUCUUCGAGAAGGGAUCGAAGGCGAUAGAGGACGGGGAUUUCGUUGAUGCCGUGGAUUGUCUGAGCCGCGCCCUCGAAAUCAGGGUUGCACAUUAUGGAGAACUUUCUCAGGAAUGUGCUAGCGCCUAUUAUAAAUAUGGAUGUGCACUAUUAUACAAGGCUCAAGAAGAAGCUGAUCCAUUGGGUAAUAUUCCUAGGAACACUCCAACAAACCUGGAGAAUGAUAAAACUAGUGAUAAUGUGGAAAAUAGCGGAAGCUCAAAGGAUUCUGCUCGUGAUGCUAAAGAAGACAUUCCAUGUGGUAAAAAUGAGGAAGCUGGUGAAGAUGGUAGUGACAAGGAUCAGGAAGAUGGUAACGAGGGAAGUGAAGGAGAUGGUGAGGAUUCGGCAGAAGCAGAUGAAGAUGACUCUGAUUUAGAUCUGGCAUGGAAAAUGUUAGAUGUUGCUAGAGCGAUUGUUGAGAAGCGCCCAGAAGACUCUCUGGAGAAAGUAAAUAUCAUGGCUGCUCUAGGAGAGGUGUCUAUGGAGAGAGACUAUCAGAAAGCUUUAUCCAUUCUGGAACGUCUGGUUGAGCCAGAUAAUCGACGAAUCGUUGAAUUAAAUUUUAGGAUAUGUUUGGUGUUGGAGAUCGGGUCAAAGAUUGAAGAGGCUAUUCCCUAUUGUGAAAAGGCUAUCUCCUUGUGUAAAUCCCGUGGACAAAGACUCAAGGAAAAUGCAAUGAAGUCAACAGAUUCUGCAGCAGCCAAUGGGGAUUCUAUGUCCGAUGUAGAUAAAAGUGGCAAUUGCGCCAGUGGAACCAGUUCCAGAUGGUCUAAUUUGGAGGAAGAGAUGGAUUUUCUUGGUGGCAUUGUGACUGAGCUUGAAAAGAAGGUAGCUGGAAUUAUGCAGCUUGAAGACCUGCAGCAAAUCAAGUCAAAUCCAAGCUCUGUUGUGUCUGAAGUUUUGAAAGUGUUUGCUUCCAAGUCAACGUCUGGUGAGAAUAACCAGCCAGAGAGUGCUGCGAGAUCUUUAUUUUUUAGCUCUUCACAGAUGGGUACUGGUGUUGGUUUUGAUUCGCCAUCUAUUUCUACUGCUGCAAUGAAUCGUGGUGUCACACACCUGGGCGUUGUGGGGAGAGGCAUAAAGCGGGCUACUAUAAGCUCAGUCAGUGCAGAGCCAUCUCCUAAGAAGCCUAUGCUUGAUUCAUCGUCAGAAAAAGCUGAUAGCAGCCCUUCAGAGGUUUUCGAUGUUUCCAGAAGUUGUAGUAGUUGUAAAGAUGAUGAUGACGAUGCCAUCGACCACUGAUAGCCCUUAUAGCUUGACUUCUUUUUUUUUGAAGUUUUUAUAUCUAAUGUAUAUUUUUGUCUUUUUAGUUCUUUGAGUUGUAAUAGAUGUUCAAUAAGUUUGACAAUAUAAAUAUUUGUCAUUUUCAUAUA
Messenger RNA from Phoenix dactylifera (date palm), 1857 nucleotides. The record is from RefSeq and is a predicted model, not a curated record. NCBI's taxonomy places the organism in Eukaryota, Viridiplantae, Streptophyta, Magnoliopsida, Arecales, Arecaceae.